This is a messenger RNA of Schistosoma turkestanicum, 1234 nucleotides long. Lineage: Eukaryota; Metazoa; Platyhelminthes; Trematoda; Strigeidida; Schistosomatidae. The record is from the annotation of a GenBank genome assembly.
AUGAUCAAUCACAAGACGAAACUAAGAUUUCAUUAUGGUUUAACCGGGACCAGUAAUAUUCAAGGUGAAGAAGUGAAAAAAUUAGAUAUUCUUUCAAAUGAUUUAUUUAUUAAUAUGUUAAAAUCAUCUUAUUCAACUUGUCUACUAAUAUCAGAAGAGAAUAAUGAAGCUAUAGAAGUGGAAUUAGAUAAACAAGGAAAAUAUAUUGUUUGUUUUGAUCCAUUGGACGGCUCAUCAAAUAUUGAUUGUUUAGGUUCAAUUGGUUCAAUAUUUCUUAUAUUACGUUCACCAUCCUCAUCAUCAUCAAAUUAUGAAAAAGGUGUAAUAUCUUCUAAACUAGCAUUACAACCUGGUCGUCAAGCUGUUGCUGCUGGUUACGCUUUAUACGGUAGCGCUACCAUGUUAGUUUUAACUGUUGGAACUGGCGUACAUGGUUUUACAUUGGAUCCAGCAAUCGGUGAAUUCAUACUUACACAUCCGAAUAUUUCUGUUAAACCACGUGGAAAUAUUUAUUCAAUUAAUGAAGGUUAUGCAAGUCUUUGGGAUAAUGCAAUAACAGAAUAUAUUCAAAUGAAAAAAUUCCCUCAAUCCGGGAAACCUUAUAGUGCACGUUAUUGUGGAUCUAUGGUUGCUGAUGUUCAUCGUACAUUAUUGUAUGGCGGAAUUUUUCUUUAUCCAAGUACAAAACAAUCUCCAAAAGGAAAAUUAAGAUUGUUGUACGAAUGUAAUCCAAUGGCAUUUAUCAUUGAACAAGCUGGUGGUCUAGCAACCAAUGGUAAAAUACCAAUUUUAGACAUUCAACCAACCAGUAUACAUGAUCGUGCUCCAAUAUUCCUUGGCAGUAAAGAAGAUGUCACUGAAUUGAUGCAUAUUAUUGAGAAAUACUCUCAACAUGAACAAUAACUGCUGUGUUCAUUUUAAAGUAUCAUUCUUAUUAUCCAAACAGUGAUUUAGUGAUGUUCAAUUUUCAAUGAAUUUUUGUUUAUUUUCAUUCCAUCCCAGUGAAUAAUUUUUUUUUAGUUCUGGAUUGUCUAUACUGCAGUUUUCAAAAAUUUUUAAUUCUAAUCUUGCUGCUAUUCUACAUUUAGUUUUAUUCUGCUGAUCUUGUUUGUUAGUUCAUGGUUUAUGUGAAUUGAUUUAUUGUUUUUUUAUAUUUGUUCGUAUGUGUGCAUGUGCGCGAAUUUCAAAUUAAACUUCGUGCAAAAUAAAGAACGUACCUUCUUUGUUAGUUCAA